AUGAAGGAGGUUUCUCCCAGAUACCCUCUGCGUCUCAGAACCACCUCCAGGACCUUGUCCUCCUCGUCCACGACCAGCACCUCCUUCUCCAGAGAGAUCCAGGACCAGAGGAACCGGAACACCUGUCAGAGCCGUACUCAGGACGUCUGUGUUGCCAUGGAGACGACUGCAGAUACAAGCCCCGCCCCCCUGGACCUCACUGAAGACCUGGGACACCGGCUCGAUGACAUCAUCAGCACCUACAGCGAGCCCCCCACCCCAGGGUGCCCCCCCCUCACCCCCCAGGAAGAGAGUGUGACAUCACCCGCUAGCCCCGCCCCCCAGGAAGAGGCCGACGAGCUGCAGCCAAUCAGGAAGGGCCAGAAACCGGAGAAGAAAAUGUUGAAAAACCUGGGGAAAGAGGCCAUGCAGCUGAUGCAGAGUCUGAACAAACUGGAGACACCAGAGAAGAAACUGGAGGCUGUGAUCAAGAAGCACGCUGAGCUGCUCGAGGAGCAUCGUGCGGAGCAGAAGCAGCACAAGCUGCUGCAGAAGAAGCUGCUCCUCCUGCUGAAGGAGAAGGAGGCGCUGCAGACGGAGCACAGCAGAGACGUGUUGGGGAGGAGCAAACUGGAGGGACUGUGCCGGGAGCUGCAGCGCCACAACAAGACCCUGAAGGAGGAGACCCUGCAGCGGUGUCGUGAGGACGAGCUGAAGAGGAAGGAGAUCACGAGUCACUUCCAGACGACGCUGUCAGAGAUCCAGGCUCAGAUCGAGGAGCACAGCAGCAGGAACAGCCGCCUCCUGCAGGAGAACGCCUCCCUCUCGGAGAAGCUGAAGGGCCUCAUCGCACAGUACGACUCCAGAGAGAGCAAUCUGGAGAAGGUUUUCAGACACCGAGACCUGAAAGAACAGCUGCUGGAGACCAAGUUGAGCCAGGCCAACCUCCUGCUGCAGGAGGCGCAGGACAAGCACCGCGUGGAGAGGGACCUGUUGCUGACACAGACAGCAGAGUGUAAGCUGCAGAUGAAGGCUCUGAAGCAGCAGGAGAGCGAGAUGAGAGGACAGUUGGACAUGUAUUCCAGAAAGUUUGACGAGUUUCAAGGCAGCGUCUCCAAGAGCAACAGUGUUUACAGCGGAUUCAAGCAGGACAUGGACAAAAUCAUCGACCUGGCGCAGGUGGAGGGACAGCUUGAGUGCAAACAGAUGAAGUGGGUUGUGUUGUUUAUUGCUGUCUUAAUUGUCUGA
Molecule: messenger RNA, 1227 nt
Organism: Knipowitschia caucasica
Lineage: Eukaryota; Metazoa; Chordata; Actinopteri; Gobiiformes; Gobiidae
Source: the annotation of a GenBank genome assembly